UAAUGCAGGCCUAAUUUGCACGAUAACACCUAAAGGAGUUUAAUGUACCAGAUUAGGUUGUAAAUUAACUGAUACACGUUAACUAUACUGUUUACAACACGUCUAAAGUUGUGUUUAAUUAAACGGAAGACCAGUUUAAAUCGCAAAACCGACGGUGUAUGUAUAGAGAGAGAGAGGCGGGGCUCCGUUCAUUCCUAUGAGACUCGCUCAGUGUCGCAUGAAGCCUGAAAUAGAGCGACUGUAGAGUGAGAAAGUGUCCGAAAAUCGGCUUCGGAGGCCGGCUAAUUUCCUAGAGGUUGGAGGCUACUUUACCGCAAGCUAACGCGACUAGCUUAAGGAUAGAAGGGACGCUUUAUUUAGAUAACGUUCCUGCGAUGCAUUCACUGUCUCAGGAGAUCCAGGGUUUCUCCAAGAGCCGUCUGAAGAAACAGUGCACGAGGGUAACCACGGUGACCGGCAGGAGGCUGCUGGAGAGGAGGGGGGGUGGAGAGGAUGAUGAUGGAGGAGUAGAGGAAGAGGAGGAAGGAGCUGCGUUUGGAUUUGUAGAAGAUACAAGUCUGGACCUGCAGGUGGGCGUGGUGAGACCCUUCAUACUGCUGGGAUCUCAGGAUGCAGCGCACGACGAGGAAACCCUGCAGAGGCUUAAGGUGACUCACGUUCUGAACGUGGCGUACGGAGUCUCUAACCUGCUCCCAGAUCAGCUGGUUUAUAAAACGCUGCAGAUCCUCGACCUCCCCGACACCGACAUCACGUCGUACCUGGAGGAGUGCAGCGGCUUCAUCGAGCUGGCACGACAACAGGAUGGAGUGGUUCUGGUCCACUGUAACGCGGGCGUGUCUCGCUCCUCCUCCAUCGUGGUUGGCUACCUGAUGUUGAGGGAGGGGCUUACCUUCGAUGAUGCGUACAGCCAGGUGAAGCUGGCCAGACCCUCGACUCGCCCAAACCCCGGCUUCUACCAGCAGCUCCAGACCUACAAACCAUAGAUUCAAAAGAUUCAGAGAUUCAAAGGUUUUAUCCUCAGAAGCUACGGUGUAGAAAUGGCAACGAAACUCUUCUGACCUGAGCUCCUCCAACAAUGCAACAUAUAGAAUAAAAUACAGAAGAAGUCUAUAUACAUGUAAAUAGAAUAUGAAAUUAAAUAAUGUACAUUAAGACAACAUUAAAUACGGUGUAUUGCGGUGAUAACUAUUUAUAUAAAUAAGUCGAUUCCAAGAUGACAAACAGAUGAAUGUGUUAGACAUGCAUUCUUUCUGUCCACCAGGGGGCAGCAGAGUCAAGCUGAAACACACAGGACUCCUUUGUUUACUUCCUGAACACAGUGACAUCACCACGGAACACUCACGCUCCUAUUGGCUAGCGCUGCAACACACUGUACGUGAUAGGCUAAGGGGGCGGGACAUCUCUAAGCGGUGGACCAAUCACAACAACAACAGAAUUCUCCGUGGGUUUGUAAAUUGAUCCUUUGUUAACCUUAACAUCUUCAUUAGUAACUAUACACCUUGAGAGGAAGUCAUGAAAAACUAAGUACAGAAUUUAUUUUAUCGUGAAAAUGGUCUACCCGGGUGUAUUUUUUAAGAUGCUGUUUUAUCAUCAAAUAUAAUAAAACUCUCAUUGUAAGAUGCCAUCCAGUUGAAACAGGAACAUUCUUACUUUUUUUUAUGUCUUUUUAAGUAUUUUUCAGUUUUUCGUGCAAGAAAUACAACACUAAUAUCGUGUCAUUGUUGAUAUUUGCUCCAAUAA
Messenger RNA from Trematomus bernacchii (emerald rockcod), 1740 nucleotides. Its product is annotated as dual specificity protein phosphatase 19-like. NCBI's taxonomy places the organism in Eukaryota, Metazoa, Chordata, Actinopteri, Perciformes, Nototheniidae. Gene Ontology annotation, molecular function: JUN kinase phosphatase activity. Gene Ontology annotation, biological process: protein dephosphorylation; regulation of MAP kinase activity. The coding region runs from base 375 to 983 and encodes 202 amino acids. The record is from RefSeq and is a predicted model, not a curated record. The transcript is spliced from 5 exons. Gene Ontology annotation, cellular component: cytoplasm.